CAUUUGUUUUGGCAGACCAGCAGUCCAAAGAGUUAAUGGGGAGUGUUUGUAGCAAGUCUCUGUCACCAAGGAGAAGGGAACAGCACUUAGGGAAGGAAACAAAACACUAGGCUCUCCAGGAGGGGUGAUUUCCCUUUUGAAUCAUAGCGGGCUCCAGCAACCACGCCUGGGGAGUGGGGAAAGAGAGGGGCUGCUGAAACCUCCCUGGGGCUGGGGGUGAGGAAGCAGUGGCAGCUCUUAGUAGAGUGAAAGAAGUCCCCAACUCCUUGUUAAAGCAAGAGGCAGGGUGUUGUGUGGGGGGAGAGCUCAGCUCCCAGGAAAGGAGUGCGUGUCCUGGAGCAAAGUGGACCCACUGCAGGCAGGACCCAGGGGUCUGGGGCAGGAAGUACGCUGUGUCUGGAGUAAGGACAGCACCAUCUAUCAGAGGAAACAAGACACCCUCAGGGAUCUGGGCUCAGAGGAGCAGAGUGGCCGGCUGCAUGUGGGAUGGAUGGAGGAACUUGUCUGCCUAGAGGAAUUUGCUUUGUGGCUUUGAUCGCAAUGAGUAAGAGACUGAGAGAAGCUUUGCUGCUGCUGUCGCCUGUGAUCCUGUAAGAACAGGAACAAGGAAAAAUAUUGCAGCUGUCUGAACAUAAUUCUGGAGUGUUCUUUUCACAUUGGGAGAGCGAUGGAGAUGCAGGGAGCAGGGGUAGGCUUAUGAGAAGCAGCCCUGGAGACAGCAAGGUGGAAGUUAACCAUAUUUGGCCCCCUCUCAUGGCAAGAUGUCUGGGGUCCAGGGGGCCACAGUCCGCAGCAUUCGCCCUUACAAAUCCAGUGAGCAGUAUCUCUAUGCCAUGAAGGAGGACCUGGCUGAGUGGCUCAAGGAGCUCUACAGCUUGGACAUUGAUGUUGGCUCCUUCCUGGAGGUGCUGGAGACCGGUACUGUGCUGUGCUUUCAUGCCAACAAUGUCACCCAGGUGGCCAGGGAGUUUCACCAGGAUUACCCAGGCCUGGCUCACAAGCUCCAGCUGCCCAGAUCUGAGGUUACCUGCAAUGAGUCUGCCCAGCCAGGCACGUUCCUGGCCAGGGACAAUGUGUCCAACUUCAUCCAGUGGUGCAGGAAGGAGAUGGAUAUUAAAGAGGUCCUGAUGUUUGAGACUGAGGACCUGGUGCUGAGGAAGAAUGAGAAGAAUUUUGUGCUGUGCCUGCUUGAGGUGGCCCGCCGGGCUUCUCGCUUUGGAAUGAGUGCUCCCACCUUGAUCCAGAUGGAGGAAGAGAUUGAGGAGGAGAUCCGUGAGGAGAUGGACCUGACCCCAGAGGACACUCCACUUCUCAAACCCCAGAGGAAACCCUGUGACUUCAAGAACCUGGACCAGAUGGUCCAGCACCUUGUGAGCCGAUGCACCUGCCCAGUCCAAUUCUCUAUGAUCAAGGUGUCAGAAGGGAAGUACCGAGUGGGAGAUUCAAACACCCUCAUUUUUGUCAGACAGGAAUCAGAUAACGCUGGUGAUGGCCUCAAGGCUGAUGGUCCUCCACUGCUUCCUGUUCAUCCGAAUAUCCUACGGAAUCAUGUGAUGGUGCGGGUUGGAGGGGGCUGGGACACACUGGAACAUUACUUGGAUAAGCAUGAUCCUUGUCGAUGCACCUCUUUGUCUCACAAGCAGGCUUUAAAGAUGGCGAGUCCUCAGAGGCUACAGGCAAUGCAAGUGCAACAUGAGAUCAAGGUCUGUCUGGCAUCCAAGACUGAUCACUCAAACAAGCCUCAGCCAACCCUGAUUGUCAGCAGAUCCCAAAGCCCGUUACCCCCAGUGGAGUGGAGGACUUACACACCAUACAGCCUUGGCACCAGCAAGAAGCUUUGUUCAUCCUCAUCGCCAGAUAGUGCCAGCAAGAAGACUUCAGGACUCGGGACCCCUCAGGAGCAAUCAGAAGCCAGGAGAGCCUUCUCUGCCAGGACAAGGGAGCGGUCUGCUACACCUUCCCGGAAGCAGCUGCUUGCUGAGGAAAGGCCUCCUUCCCGACAGAGCUCUUCUACUCAGUAUGGGAGGGAUGCACUUCAUGUUUCCAUGCCCUCCCAGACAUCCCAACCAACCAGACAUGAGCAGGACAGUUCUGGUGUCUCAGAAACUAUUGCAGAGCCGCAGAGAGGAAGGCUGUCUGGAAGAACUACUGGGGUGCAUCGAAAAGAACCAGAGAGCCUGGCACAAGCCCGAUAUACAGAAUCCAAGACCCAGAUGACAGUACUCAAGGACAGCUCAGCUCAGUCUUCAAAAAGUGGCCUGCAUGGAGGGAAAUAUAUCCCACAGGGUCACAAGCCACAGGAACAAGGGGUCAAGAACUUCCCUGGUACAGUCCGUUCUUCCAGCCCAGUCAAGGCCCUUCAUCCCUUCCUGCAACAGGAUGCCAAGAAAGCUACACAGAGUCUUAAAGGACAAUUGGAAGGAAGUGCUACACAUGGUCAAAGGGACCCUGGGGCUGUGAGGUCAUCUUCUCCCAUUAAACACAUGAGCUAUAUGCAAAAAAUGGAGGGUGGAACAAAGAUCCCGGUGAAAGCUGGCUCUCCCUUCAGUAGGCCCCCUACACCUAAUAAAAGCUACCAGGGGGAGCCCCAUCUCAGCAAUGAAUGCAAAGCCCCAGCCAGUGUCACAGCAAAAGCUCCUGCUCCGUACAAGUGCAGGGCGGUGUUCAAAGCUGAGGAUAGCUGCCAGGGUCACAGGCACUGCUGUAGGGUAGUCAAACCAGAGAUGUCAUCUACUAGCCUUUCCACUAGCCCAGGGGACAGAGCCAGUCAGUCAGACACAGAGGGGAAAGACAAGCCUCCAUGUGCCAAAUCAAUGCAAGAGGAAGUGGCAGGAAACACUAAAAACAGUAGUGGAAGCGGGGGAGUUUCAGUGGGCCACCCAGGGGAGAGGGAGCGCGUGUAUACACCUCUGCCCAUCAAUUUGGCCCAGGAGCAGGCACUCUACAGGAGCUUAGAGGAUGAGAUCUUAGCCAACAUAAAGGAGCUAGAGGCCGUUCCUGCUGAAAAACACCAUCCAGAGAGGAGCCGGCUAGAUGAGGCUCCACCAGACUGCAGCCUAGCAAGUGACACUGCUGUCUGUGACCUCAGACACUGGAAGUCUGCCACACCUUUUCUCUGUCCCCUUGCCAGCUCUAGGCACGCAUAUUCCUGUAGUGAGGGUGUGCCUCGUAGUGGUGUCUAUGUGCCAAGCAGAGAGGCAAAAUGGCACCCUGCUGUGUUGCACUAUGAUGAUGUGAUUGAUGAACUCUCCAAGGGCCACAAGACACUUCACCAAGUGGAUGUGGAGAAUGGGAUUGCUGCAAUGCCACUAAAGCAGGCUGGGGAAGAUUCUCCUCAGCCAACCUCACUCCUGAUGGAUGAAAACCAAGAAAAAAAGCCUCGAGGGUCUGAAGGGACUCGCCUUAAGAAGGAUGCAUCCAGUGGAAUCAGAGACAGUGGGUCAAGGAAACAGCCAACAAGAUGUUCAGCAUCUGCAGAUGUCCACAGAAACGGUACAGCCCCACAGGCAACAUCCAAUGAAAGCCCUACAGGUAGCCCUGAAAAGUCCAAACUGCCUCAAGUGAAGCCCAAGAGGGCACUGAAAAAGCCUGAACGAGUGCCAUCCAUCUAUAAGCUCAAGCUGAGACCCAAAAUCCGCCCCCGCAGGGACAACAGACCUGAGAAGCAGCCAUCCAAAAUCCCCACUCCGGUGGCACAUCGACAGGCACAAAAGGCAGUCAGAGCUAAAGACCAGGAGAAGGCUCACAGCUCAAAACACCAGAGUCGGACAAGUCAGAGAAGCCUGGCUGGCACCCGGAAAGACAGUACAGAAAAUGCUGGGUCUGAGGAGGAAGCCUGGCUUUCAGAACAGAGUGGCUCCCCCCAGGCUGGGAAUUCGGGGAUAAAGUCAUCCCUGAGUGAAGGCAAAAUGUGGCUCACAGAGGAAGAUGAAGAAGCCUGGGUCUGAUAUCUUUAUAAUAUGUUUUUGGGGGUCAAUUUUAGCCCUCAGUUGUCAGGAGAAAAAAAUAUAGCAUUCAAAACCCUCCUGUGGGCCAAAUUUCUUCUUUCCCUUACUCCCAUACAGCCCCUUGGGAGGCAAUCACUUGGGAGAUGGAAGGAGAAACAAAUGACAACGGGGUUGAAGCUGUCAGUGAACUGAAGUCCACCCAUGUUUUCGGCCCAGGGGCUCAGAAAAGUGGCCUUUUCACUUGGUCUGGUGUUUAUUUUGAGAUGAGAGAGAGUCCAAGGCCAGGUACAAUUCUAGUUUGAACACGCACCAGCAAUUGGAGGCAGAACAUUAAGGACUAAAAUUUUGGAGGCUAUUUCAGAAGACUUUGUACCAAAUCUGUAACUAAGAACUGAACUCGCAUCCUGAGUGUGAGAACUCGCAUCCUGAGAAAAGACGUAUGAUUGUGACAUCAUGGAAGCCCCAUUUUGGAGGAAAUCUAUCAACAUGUGUAAAUAUGUUUAGUGCAAGAGUAUUAGCAGUGGAGACAGAUGCAAAUAAAAUGUACAAUCAUUGGCCCUUCUGGCCUUGUGUGAUAUACCUAGCCCAUUUCAGUAUUUUUAGUUGAACAGACAUGUCCCUGUCAGGUAAAUUAGUGUGUUUGUAGCUGUACCUGUGUAAUUAAGAGGAAAAUUGGGCCUUGAUAUUGCAUAUACAGAGAAUCAGGCACUUUAGACCCUUUAGAAAAGAUAGAGGUAACUAGAACAGGGCUUUAAAAGUGAAGACUCUUGAGUUCCUAAAAUUAUGCUUCUUUCUGUUUUAGAUUCUCCAUCUGUCGAAUAAGGAUAAAACUGACCUCGCAGGGCAUUGAAAGGCCUAAUACAUGUUUAUUAAGCACUUUGAGAUUCUCAGAGUAACUGCAGAAAAGAAAGACAAAGCAUUAUUUUUAUUGUUAUUGUCCUGGAGCCAGAGCUGGAGUUCUCAUGGAUACCAAUGAAAAUUGAUGUUGUAUAUUUGAGGAAUAUAUGGUUUUGCUUUGCAAUAGUCCCCAUGAGUUUGGAACAACCCGAUUUUUGAAGCAAUGGGCUAUAUAUCACCCUCAUUAUGUUGAUAUGUUUUUUAUUGAAUGCAAAAGUUGUUCUCUGCAAACUUCAGGAGUUAAAAGUACCUGUGUAUGAACUCUGACAAUGUUCCUAAUCAGGCCAUUUUACAAAGUAUAGGGCCAAAUACAAGUGUUCUUUAAGCUUAUCAUUAUUGCAAUUAAACCAAGAGUCAUAGAUGCAUUUGAAGUAGGAAGCUACUUGAAAUGACAAGAGCUGAAACAUCAUGGGUUCAGUUGGCCAGCAGGUACCAUGGCCAAAGAUGCCCUGUGAUAUCAAGAAAGAGCAGUCUAGGAACCAUACCUAGGAUCCUUUCAGUUCUUGGUUGUACAGUUUGACAUUGGUGAAUGUUCUGUGUGAAUUACUUUUGGAUUGUCUUUAGUAGUAUAAAGCUUGGAAAUUUGUAUUUGAGGGAAUCGUUAAUAAUGAUGCUGGUUACAGUUAUGCACUAACCCUUUGAUCACUGUGUAACUCAGUGUUUGUGCAACAGAACCAUUUAAAAAACUCUUCUGGUGUUUAAGUAUAUCUUUUUCAGUGAAGAUACUCUGAAAAUAAUCUAUAAAAAAAAAGAUCCAAAAACUCAUAACCCUUAACUAUGUUAGCUAAUUAAGAUACUUGUUAUAAAUUACUCCACAAGAAAAUCUUUCCAAGCAGCGAGAA
Molecule: messenger RNA, 5686 nt
Organism: Gavialis gangeticus (Gharial)
Lineage: Eukaryota; Metazoa; Chordata; Crocodylia; Gavialidae
Gene: GAS2L2
Product: growth arrest specific 2 like 2
Exons: 8
Coding region: 762-3947 (1061 amino acids)
Biological process (GO): protein localization to microtubule plus-end; microtubule bundle formation; regulation of microtubule polymerization or depolymerization
Cellular component (GO): microtubule plus-end; stress fiber; cytoplasm
Molecular function (GO): actin filament binding; cytoskeletal adaptor activity; microtubule binding
Source: RefSeq, a predicted model, not a curated record